CACUACAGCAGUGUGAGAUUCAAGUGACGAAGAUCUACCAGGAUGGCAGUGACUUUGACUUUUACAGAAUUUAAGCUGGAAGAACCUGAAGACGAGAACAGCACAGACUACGAUUACAUGAAUAGCUCGGGAUCAAUGAUGUUUGCCUGUAUGGAUGAGCAGAACGUUGCUGUUGGGUUCCAGCCGGUGCUUUACAGCUUGAUCUUUCUGCUGGGUGUGGUCGGUAAUGGUCUGAUGAUAACGGUCCUCCUGAGAUGCCGGCGUCUCCUACGCAUUACCGAAAUCUACCUACUACACCUCGCUGUGGCUGACCUCUUGCUCCUUAUGACAUUUCCUUUCUAUGUGGUUGAAUAUGUUACUGGCUGGCUGUUUGGGGAAAUGCUCUGCAAAUUGAUGGGCCUGGUGAAAUGUCUCAAUCUCCUCUGUGGGAGUUUCCUUUUGGCUUGCAUAGGGUUUGAUCGAUAUUUGGCGAUUGUUCACGCCAUUCCAAGCAUGAGAAACCGACGCCCGAGAACCGUGCAUAUAACGUGCAGUAUAUUAUGGCUGGUGUGUUUGGGUUUAUCACUACCAAAUGUUGCAUUUCUUACUGUGAAAGAGGAACGCGCAAACGCAUCUCGUUUCUCCUGUUUCUAUUAUCAUCUAGAGCUCCAUGCACACAACUGGCUUUUGACCAACAGAGUCUUCGACCAUGUUUGCUUUUUCCUAUCCCUGGCUAUCAUGAGCUACUGCUACACAGCAGUGGUAGUUACUUUGCGCAGGAGUCAGAAAAGCCAAACAAAGCAAGGGGCCAUUCGAUUGGCUUUACUUCUCACUCUUGUCUUUUGCUUCUGUUGGCUCCCAUACAAUAUCACCUUGCUGAUACAAACUCUAGUAGACCUAGAGGUUAUCAAAUACAAACGCUGUGAAUCUUAUGUCCUCCUGCAAACAGCCCUUGAUUUGACAAAUGGCCUUGGUUACUCACACAGUUGCCUGAAUCCUUUCCUGUAUGCCUUUGUUGGGGUGAAGUUUCGCAACGAGUUGAAUCGGUUGCUUUUGGAACUUGGAUGCAGCCCUGUUUGUCUGCCAUUCAACAGGAACCAAGGUCAUAGUCGACCAUCUACUUCUGAUGGAGCAACAAACCUAAGCUCAAUAAUGUGAUCUAACACAGCUAUUAAACUCUUACAUGAUGAUGUCAGUUACAUAAAAUGCUUGUUUCACCUGUAAUGAUGAAUGUUACCACAUGUUCUGAAAAUACAGUACCCAUUGCUACUUGGAUUGCAUUUUAUUAUUUUUUAUUUACCCAGUCAAGAAAUGUUUUUUAUUGUCUGACUCCGUUUUUGCUUGUAUAUGAGCAACUGCUAAUUGAACUUAAUAAAGAUUUCAUAUAUUAUA
This is a messenger RNA of Solea senegalensis (Senegalese sole), 1371 nucleotides long. Its product is annotated as C-X-C chemokine receptor type 5. The transcript has 2 exons. Gene Ontology annotation, cellular component: membrane. Gene Ontology annotation, biological process: immune response; G protein-coupled receptor signaling pathway; chemotaxis. Lineage: Eukaryota; Metazoa; Chordata; Actinopteri; Pleuronectiformes; Soleidae. The record is from RefSeq and is a predicted model, not a curated record. Gene Ontology annotation, molecular function: chemokine receptor activity. Bases 43 to 1137 code for a protein of 364 amino acids.